This is a messenger RNA of Fusarium keratoplasticum, 1650 nucleotides long. RefSeq names its product MFS domain-containing protein. Gene Ontology annotation, molecular function: carbohydrate:proton symporter activity. The transcript is spliced from 4 exons. Gene Ontology annotation, biological process: carbohydrate transport; transmembrane transport. Gene Ontology annotation, cellular component: membrane. The record is from RefSeq and is a predicted model, not a curated record. Bases 1 to 1650 code for a protein of 549 amino acids. NCBI's taxonomy places the organism in Eukaryota, Fungi, Ascomycota, Sordariomycetes, Hypocreales, Nectriaceae.
AUGGCGACCGAAAAGCAAGGCGGAGCUCCAGAGCUCCAGAUCGAGACCACUGACAAUGGCCUCGACCACCUCAAGGAUGUCGACCUGCACGACAAGGCGCUCAACACCGAAGCUCACCAGGCCACGGCCCAGGAGCACAGCUUUGGCGUCUUUCAGGCCCUCAAGACGUACAAGCGGGCUGCGUUUUGGUCCAUCCUCAUCUCGACCACCGUCAUCAUGGAGGGUUACGACGUUACCCUCCUGAGCUCGUUCUACGCUUACCCGACUUUCCGCGAGAAGUACGGUGCCUGGCUGGAUGAGGACAACGGAUACCAGAUCUCGGCAAACUGGCAGCAGAGGUUCAACUGUCUCGGAGCCUUUGCCAACAUCAUCGGCGCCUUGCUGAACGGAUGGGCGACUGCCAAAUGGGGCCACCGCAAGGUCCUCAUGGCGAGCCUGUUUUGGUUGACUGCCUUCAUCUUUGUCGUCUUCUUUGCGCCCAACAUCGAGGUCCUGUUGGUCGGUCAGUUCCUUUGCAACAUCCCCUGGGGCGUGUUUGCCACUACUGGCCCCGCGUAUGCUGCUGAGGUUACCCCUCUGGCUAUCCGUGGUUAUCUCACUGCCUAUGUCAACCUGUGCUGGUGCAUCGGCCAGUUCAUCUCAGCCGGCGUCCUCAAGGGUCUCGUCAGCAACUCUACCGAGUGGAGCUACAGAGUCCCCUUUGCCAUCCAGUGGGUGUGGCCCGUCCCUCUGUUUAUCGCCGCCUGGAUGGCCCCCGAGUCUCCGUGGUAUCUCGUCCGGACGAACCAGCUCGACGAGGCCAAGCGAUCCCUCGAGCGUCUUUCCGAGCCGGAGCAUGACAUCAACAUUGAUGCCACCGUCGCCAUGAUGGUGCACACCAACAAGCUCGAGAUCGAGGAGCGGGCUGGCGUCACGUACUGGGACUGCUUCCGCGGAAGCAACAUUCGACGUACCGAGAUCGCAUGCGUGGGCUUCCUCUCCCAGAUCACCAACGGCGGCGCUCUCUGUUACAGUGGAUCUUUCUUCUUCCAGCAGACCGGUAUUAGUCCUGAUGCUUCGUACGGAAUCGCCCUCGGUGGCACUGGUAUCGCCUUUGUCGGAACCAUCAUCUCGUGGUUCUACAUCUCCAAAUGGGGACGCCGCACAAUCUGGCUCGCCGGCUUCUCCUCCCUGGUUGUCAUCCUCUGGGUCAUCGGAUUCCUAGCCCUCGCCAAGCAGACCAUGGCUCUCGCCUGGGCGCAGUCGCUGCUCUGCAUCGUUUGGCUCGCCGCUUACUCCAUGUCGGUCGGCCCCAUCAUCUACACCUUGGUUGCAGAGAUUGGCUCAACCCGCCUGCGAACCCAGACAGUCGUCCUGGCCCGAUCGACCUACUACGUCGGCAACAUUGUCUGCGGAGGACUCCUCCAGCCCCAACUACUCUCCCCCGGAGCAUGGAAUGCAAAGGGAAAGACUGCCUUCUUCUGGGCCGGCCUCGCUACUCUUACGCUCGUUUGGGGCUACUUCCGCAUGUUUGAGACCAAGGGCCGAACCUUUGGUGAGAUGGACUACAUGUUCCAGAAGGGCGUCCCGGCUCGCAAGUCUGCCAAUUACAAGAUCAACGAAGAUGAAGUGUUCCUCGCUGAAGCUCAGGCCAGCAGGGAGCAAAAGUAA